This is a messenger RNA of Microthlaspi erraticum, 1173 nucleotides long. NCBI's taxonomy places the organism in Eukaryota, Viridiplantae, Streptophyta, Magnoliopsida, Brassicales, Brassicaceae. The record is from the annotation of a GenBank genome assembly.
AUGCUAGACACAGCUAGCAAUGGGAACUUCCUCAACCAGGAUGUAGAUGAUGGCUGGCAACUUGUGGAGAACAUAGCUAACUCAAAUGGAAGCUAUGGAGAAGAGUAUGAUCGCACCAACCGGAGCUCGACCCACCACUCGAUCGAGUCAGACGAAAAGUUGAGAAAAGAUGUUAAGGCAUUGAAUGAGAAGUUGGAUAAGCUGAUCCUAGCUCAGUCCACAAUGAAGAAAGUCAACUUUGUGUCUGCUGAGGAGAUGGAACCAGUCCAAGAAGGGGAGGAUACACAAUUUGCUGAGGUGUGCUACAUGAGCAAUGGGCAAGGAGGUUACAACAAAGGAUACUAUAAUUACAAGUCCAACCCUGCCAUGUCAUACCGCAACACUGAUGUUGCUAACCCUCAGGACCAAGUAUAUCCUCAACAACAAGCAGCUCGAUCGAGUCAGGUGCCACAACAUGGGUAUGGUCAAAAGAACAAUUACCAAGGACCACAAGGCACUUUCCCUGGACAACAAAUGAAUAUCCCACCAGGCUUCCCCCACCAACCGCCCCAGCCUGCACCUUCACAAGAGAAUGAGCUCAAGGCAAUGCUAAAGCAACUACUUCAAGGGCAAGCUGAUGGGGUAGUGGACACAAGCAAGAAGCUAGCUGAAAUAAACUCUAAGAUCGAGAACCUCAACACAAGGGUUUACUCUCUGGAGAAUCAUGCUUCUUCUGUUGCUGCUGCUACAAAGCAAGGACAACUACCUGGUAAAGCUAUUCAGAACCCCAAGGAACAGUGCAAGGUCAUCUUCACUCAAGAAGGACUUGUUGAAGAAGAGGAUCAAGAAAGGGUCAUUGAAGAUUUUUGUUUACUGCUGAAUGAUGAAGAGAUUGUUGCUGCUGAGGCUCCUGGAGUCCAGAUUGAUCAACCAGAAGUGCAUGCACCUACUGUGGCCAUUCACACUUCACCAGUUGAGCUCGCACGACAAGCUCGAUCGGCAGCUCGAUCGAGUCCAACUCUAGCUCGAUCGAGUCCGACCUCUUCUGUCCGACAGCCUGUUUUGCUUGAUCCUUAUCAACCGGUUGCCGCUUCCUCGUCUCGCCUACUUAGUCAAGGUCACAAGGAAGUGAUUCACAAGUUCAGAAGAGAUCUCAGUGGGAUUGGAAUUGAGUUGCCUCUAUGGAUAGCAUGA